Pan troglodytes (chimpanzee) is the source of this 2870-nucleotide messenger RNA. RefSeq names its product cation channel sperm associated auxiliary subunit delta (gene CATSPERD). Bases 638 to 2812 code for a protein of 724 amino acids. The transcript is spliced from 23 exons. The record is from RefSeq and is a predicted model, not a curated record. Gene Ontology annotation, cellular component: CatSper complex; sperm principal piece. NCBI's taxonomy places the organism in Eukaryota, Metazoa, Chordata, Mammalia, Primates, Hominidae. Gene Ontology annotation, biological process: sperm capacitation; flagellated sperm motility.
GUGCGCGGAGGCCCGCUCCCGUUACUCAUUGAUGCGCAUGCGCAGGGCUUCAGCCUGCACGUACUCGGAUUGUGCAGCGACUCCCCGUGGCGGUUGAGGGGCAGUGGUGGCGGCGGAAGCCCAAGUCGAUGCUGAUGUUGAUGCUGGUGGCGGCUGUGACCAUGUGGCUCCGACCGCUGGUCACAGCUCAGCUCUGUCGGCUCUCAAAGAAUGGUCCCUGGACCAGCAGCAUCAAGAUCACCUGGAAUUUAUUAUAAUUGGUUAGAAAUGCAGUUCCCUGGACCUACUGAGUCGGGGACUUGGCAGUGGGACCCAGCAAACGGUGGUUUAUCAAGACCCCCCCCCCCCCGCAACCCCGGUGAUUCUGAUGCAUAUUCAAGAUUGAGCACCUCUGCUGUAAACUAUACCAUCCUUCCAGUCACCACACACUCCCUUAAGGAGCCCCGAAUACCUUGUUGCAGGACUUCAUAAUCUUCCUCAGCUGGGUUCUCGCACAGUGAGGACAGGAAAAGUGUUUAAUGUGAUACAGGAUGUUCAAGGGGACCGCCUGUAUUUUCAACCUACAACAACACGCUUGAUUAAACAUCCGUGCGAGAAAAAUAUAGCACUAUAUCUAGGGAAACAAGUUUUUUUCACAAUGGAUAACUUUGAGACUAGUCUCCUUCCAUUUACCAUCCCUACAUCAAUGCAGGUCGGCGUACCAGAAGUGACAUCAGCACAUUUUGCUGGUUCGUUAUUGCUGUUAGUAGUGGAUCAAAAAGUCUAUAUUUAUGAUUAUGAAAAUAAUUCUUGGAGCAUGUCUUUAGGUAUAAAACACCCUGUUACACAUGUCUCUGGUGAUAAUUGUUGUUAUACUGGAAGUUUGUUUUGUGUGCAUGUCAGUAAUUUGGUUUUUGCAUAUUUCCGUGGAGAUCAGAUAUCCCAGACUCAUAUAUAUUAUUCAAAUACUGGGGGAUUCAGUUUUUGGAAGUAUCACUAUGACAGACAGGCAGAAAUCAUUGGGUCUUUAGGCGGAAUCUUCCACUUUUUUUCUUUGUCACAGGUUGCGAUGCUUGUAGUGAAUCAAGGGAAGGGCAUGUUCAAGUACUCAGACCACCCCCUCAACCGGAGUUUCGGGCUGUCUUUUGACUAUAAUGGGACUCUCGACAUCCUCAUCGCCCCCGGCCAGAGAGGCAUCCUGCUCCUAUGGUUUGAGAACAGCCUGUUGUUUUCCCAUAAUGCAGGUCAGCUCGUCGACACCGUCCGGGUGAAAAAAGGAGACCAGACCUUGUUUUCUUCCAUUUUUGAAGCCAACAUCACCAUCCACAGCAUUGCUGUCACUGAAAACGAACUGGCAGUUAUAACUCGGGAGGAUAAUUUGUAUUAUGGCAAUCUGGGCAUCGUGCCAAGUUCCAUAAUCAAAUUUGCAGACCAAUACAUCUGGUCAGAAGAGGUGGCCCUGAUGUUCAGGAACCCAGGGACUCUGGAAAUACUGACCCCAGUGCGUGACACAGCCUUUCCAGCUUUUGAUUUCCAGAAGUGCCUCGUGAAUAUCCAGGCGCUUCUCAUGGACCCUGAACUCCACGUUGGGAAGUGCAAGAUAGAGGUUCUGACAGGAGAAUUUAUAUACAGGAUGUAUACCAUUGACAUGCACAGCCAGCUGGAAUUGACUGCUUCGUUGAUACCCCAGCCAGGCACAUCCCUGAUUCCCCUGGUGAUGGUAAGCAACCCCCACUCCCUGGGGUUCCAGGCCACCUUCUACGAGAACGGUUACACAUCAGAUGGGAACACCAAGUACAAACUGGAUAUUUUCCUAAAACAGCAGCAGCACUGGGGCAGGACCGACUCCAACUUCACUUCCAGUUUAAAGAGAGCCACCAUGUCUACCUUAACUGUGGACAUAGCAAACAAGGAAAUUUCAUGUGUGGAUAUCAAGCCACUGUCGACACUGAUUUCAGUUGGCUGCGACCUGGAUAAAAAGAUCGUCAUCCAGAACAAAGUUACCGCCUGUUCCAUGGGCAUCCUGGACCCCUUGGCCCUGCAAGACAAUUACAGCUUCAUCAUUGAGAAGGAAUUCUACCACCCCGGCUUCCAGGGGCAGCAGUCCUCCGAGGACCUGCACGUGUUUUACUCCUACCAGCAGCUGGGCUGUCCUCUCCUCGUCUACUAUGACACCCUAUGGAAGCCCGUCGUGGAGCUGUGGCGAAAAGACAGUUUCCAGGAGGUCAUCGAUGCCGAGUAUGUGUUACUGGAGGUGAACGGGCAGUUCUCAUACUCCUAUUCCCUGACGGCCCAGUCGGCCAUGUGCACCUCCCAGCCGCAGAACUGGACCACCAUGAUAAAGGAAUUCGGGGGGCCCUUCUUCUGGAACAGAGAGAACUAUGUGAGCUGCCACGACCCCAACAACAAUGCUCCUUUGAGGUGGCCAGACGUCCAGUAUCAGAUCUUGGGCGGCCAGACAGCAAACCAGAUCAUUUUCGGCCACAAUGGCUUUUAUGUCUUCUACAUUUCGAUCGUGGAUCCGUACUACAGCUACUGUCAACUGGAGACCAUCUUUAGCAUCUACGUGUAUGGAGCAUUCCCCGUGCAGCUGGUCUCUGCUGGAGUCGUCAUCCUACUGAUCAUCUCCAGCAUCCUGGGGUCCGUUUGGCUAGCCUACAAGACCCCCAAGCUGCUACGCACAGCACGCGGCCGCAGGAUCAAGAAGUGUGCGACACAGCUGUGUAGGAGAUGCAAGACGGUCUGCCAGUUCAGGGCCUCAGCCACAGCCAGGGCAGGCACAGAGCCCCCGGGACGCCACCGCACUCCUCACGGAGGCAGGUCUGACCACUGAGGCCGGUCCACAGGGUCCCAACCCCUCGUCUUCAAAUAAAGUAUAAUGUAACAUAGCA